This is a messenger RNA of Gymnodraco acuticeps, 1526 nucleotides long. RefSeq lists its product as uncharacterized. Gene Ontology annotation, molecular function: transmembrane signaling receptor activity. The transcript is spliced from 8 exons. Bases 167 to 1390 code for a protein of 407 amino acids. NCBI's taxonomy places the organism in Eukaryota, Metazoa, Chordata, Actinopteri, Perciformes, Bathydraconidae. The record is from RefSeq and is a predicted model, not a curated record. Gene Ontology annotation, biological process: cell surface receptor signaling pathway.
AGAGGAGAGACUAUUAUUUUCGGUCUCAAAGCCUCUAAAAUAAAAAUGCCUGUGGAAAAACUGACUAUGGAAUUCUGAAACAAACAGCAUUUUAAGAAAUCAUUAUUUUUGUACUUUUUAUGAAGUCACAUCGGAACUGCACUUCAGAUUUCGGACAGGUGACAGAAUGAACAUCCUCCUAACCUCCUCACUGCUGGGUGCAGUUGUUCUCCAAGCUGCUACAGCUGCAGAGACUCUGAAGGUCAGCGUGUAUGUGUGGCCUCCGGGGUCAAACGUCUACCUUGGUGAGUGCGUGUUGCUGCAGUGCUCAGUGGAGUCAAACUCCAGCUUUGUGUGGAGCUAUGGGUGGUUAAAGCACAGCCCACAUGCUGAUCCUCCGACCCCAAACCCCAGGCACCUGGUCUUAGGGGACAGCUACUCCAUCACCGCAGUAACGAGGGAGGACACCGGCAGCUACCAGUGCCAAGCCAGGCGAUGGGACAGCAACAGCUCUUCAGUGGAGUUCCUCAGCCAGACGGCCACACUCAGUGUGUCAGAGCUGCCUUCAGCCUCACUCCUGACCCUGACUCCCAGCACCAGACAGUUUUUCAGAGAGGAACGUUUCACUGUGCAGUGCCCCGUGUCUCAGACUAACUCCUCAGGCUGGAGGCUGAAGCGCUUCCCUCCCAUCUCUGGAGUGAGGCCCAGAGUCUCCCACACUGACCCGUAUUCACUACCAGGGGGUGCUGUUAGUGUGGGCAGGUCUGACCGGUUUGAGUUCACUGCAGACAGCGGGAACAGUGGACUGUACUGGUGUCAGGGGGCCAAGGGCCGCAGCAACGCAGUCUACAUCACAGUGAGCUAUGGCACCAUCAUCUUGAAGACUCCUGCCUUCCCUGUUUUUGAGGGUGAUAAAGUGGUCUUGGUUUGUCAGUACUGGGUAGGCAAUCACAGUAAAACAACCUUCUUUAAAAACGGAGCAGAAAACUUCACUUCCCCCGGUUCAGACAGAGUAAUAAAGAUGACUUUAGAGAAUGUGACACAGGAAGAUGAAGGCUUCUACAAGUGUGCGUCCCAGGACAGAACGAUGGAGAGUCCAGAGGCUUGGUUACCAGUGAGUCCACACCGAGGCAAUUUCACAUCAACAGACGAGAGAGCCGCUUCCAAUAGUGGCUCCGGGAAAUGGGUCAUUGUUUCAUGUGGAGUUCUUCUUCUUUUCCUCAUUCCUGUAACCGUUUGGUUGCUCCAUCACUACAGGUUUUGCACCUGUAGGUGUUGGCCGUUUUCCAAAGAGCGACUACAAGCUGUGGAGCUUCCUGCAACCAAGCAGGACGUGACGGAGGUGCAGUGGGACCUGUCCUGGAUGGAGAUGUCCAAUUUGUUGGAUAAACAGUUAUUUCCUGGAACUUAAUGAAUCCCGCUUGAAGCAUAUAAACAAAAUACUAAAUUAAAGGUCCCAUUUCAUGGCCAUUUCUACUGAUCAUAUUUCCAUUGUUGAGGUCUACUAGAAUAGAUUUACAUUGUGCAAUUUUCCAAAAUCACAUUGG